Messenger RNA from Linum trigynum, 2031 nucleotides. NCBI's taxonomy places the organism in Eukaryota, Viridiplantae, Streptophyta, Magnoliopsida, Malpighiales, Linaceae. The record is from the annotation of a GenBank genome assembly.
AUGAAAUCCACCAGCCCCACUGCCGCCGUCGGCACCGCCUUAGUCAAAACCCCCUACAUCGUCAAAUUCGCCGCCGUCGCUCUCCUCUCCCUCUCCGUCGCCCUCCUCUUCUACCACCACCCUUCCUUCCCCUCCGCCGCCUUCUCCGCCUUCACCUCCCUCUCCUCCCCCACCGCCAACAACUCAACUUCCACCGCGCUCAACUCCACCGCCGCCGCCGCAGUGAACUCCUCCUCGACCAUACUCAAAGUGAAGAAACUUCCCCCGCCGCCUCCGUCGGUGGCGCGGAGGACGGGGAUAGUGGACGAGAACGGGGCCAUGACGGAAGAUUUUGAGGUCGGCGAGUUCGAUCCCAGCUUGAUGGAGGAGCUCAGGAAUCUCAGGGGAGGAGGAGAAGAAACGGAGAAGAAGGAGAACGAGCCCAAAAUUGUCAAGUACGACAAGUUCAAAGCGUGCGACGGAAGCAAAAUCGAUUACAUUCCAUGUUUGGGCAGCUUCGAAAGGCAUUGCCCCGAUUCAGCUCUUGAUUGCAUCGUCCCUAUGCCAAAUGGCUACCAGAAAUCGCUCCCCUGGCCCAGGAGCCGGGACGAGGUGUGGCUUCAUAAUGUGCCUGAUACACGCCUGGUUCAAGAUCAAGGCGACCAGUAUUCGAUGUUGGUGAAAGAUGAUAAGAUCAGUUUUCAGGAUGGUGGAGGUGAUCAAUCUGUGAACUUGAUCUCACAGAUGGUUCCUGACAUCGAUUUCGGCCAUCAAACACGCGUUGCAUUAGACAUUAGUCCAGGGAUUGGAAGCUUUGCAGCAUCUUUGUUCAAGCACAACGUGACAACACUGUCGAUUGGGACGAAAGGUGUUCACAAGAAUCAGAUUCAGUUUGCAUUGGAGCGAGGAUUUCCUGCCAUGGUAGUGGGGUUUGGUGCUCGUAGGUUGCCCUAUGCGAGCCAAGCUUUCGACUUGAUACGUAGCUCAGGAUCUGGAAUCGACUGGACUGUUGACAAUGGAGUUUUGCUUCUGGAGGUGAACAGGUUGCUGAGGGCAGGGCGUUACUUCGUGUGGGGAGGGCCACAAGUUGAUAGUAACCAUGAACUAAGUUUAGAUGACCAAUGGAAUGAAAUGGAGGGCCUUGUUGCGAGAAUCUGUUGGCAACUUGUGAAGAAGGAAGGCAAUAUGGCGAUAUGGCGCAAGCCAUUGAACAGCAGCUGCUAUCUUGGCCGAGAGAUUGGAGCACAACCACCAAUGUGUAAUUCUGAUGAGGAUCCAGACAAUGUCUGGUAUGUAAAUAUGACAGCAUGCAUAACUCCGUUGCCUGAGGUCAGGAAUGGAGGAAACGUUUCUCUGUGGCCAGCACGACUUCACUUUCCUCCGGAUAGGCUCCAGAGUAUUAAAAUGGAUGCAAUGAUAUCGAGGAAGGAGCUGAUGAAAGCAGAAUCGAGAUACUGGAACGAAAUAAUAGACAGUUACGUUAGAGCUUUCCAUUGGAAAGAGCAGAACUUCCGGAAUGUGCUAGACAUGAGGGCUGGAUUCGGAGGCUUUGCAGCAGCCGUGAAUGACUUGGAACUAACUUCCUGGGUUAUGAAUGUUGUUCCCGUUAAUGGCUUCAACACAUUGCCCGUUAUAUAUGACCGUGGACUCCUUGGUGUAAUGCACGACUGGUGUGAGCCAUUUGACACUUACCCCAGAUCGUAUGACCUCAUCCAUGCAGCAGGUCUAUUCUCCGACGAGCGGAAAAGGGGAAAGUGCAACUUCUCGACGAUCUUGCUGGAGAUGGAUAGGAUGCUACGACACGGUGGAACUGUGUACAUUCGCGACUCCUUAGCAGUUAUAGGUGAAAUCCACGAAGUAGCAUCCGCGAUGGGAUGGGUGGUUAUGGUUCACGACACGGGCGAAGGGCCUCACGCCAGCUGGAGGUUCUUGGUGUGCGAGAAACAUAAAGAGUAUAUCAAAAGACCUCGAAAGGGAAGAGGGCAUGGGAAGAACAAGAAAGGCCGCAAACAAAAGAAGCCUAAAACUGGCAACUCCCAACUGAGAGUAUAG